Molecule: messenger RNA, 4881 nt
Organism: Salvelinus namaycush (lake trout)
Lineage: Eukaryota; Metazoa; Chordata; Actinopteri; Salmoniformes; Salmonidae
Product: delta-type opioid receptor-like
Exons: 5
Coding region: 167-1270 (367 amino acids)
Biological process (GO): immune response; G protein-coupled receptor signaling pathway
Cellular component (GO): membrane
Molecular function (GO): G protein-coupled receptor activity
Source: RefSeq, a predicted model, not a curated record
GAGGAGGGGUGUUGGGGAGGAGUGUCAGAGACCAUGUUACUGUUAUGUUCCCUAUUAUCAGACAGUCAUUAUACCUACUAUCAAGAUUAGUAAUAAUUAGUAGUCUGAAAUAUCAGCGCCACCGUGCGUGUGUGUCUACGGAGGACAGAAUAGAAUAGAAUUCAAAAUGUGCUUUGCAACAAAGAACUGUGGUGAAAUGCUGCUGAUGAACAAUAGUGAUGGGGGAGCUUUGUAUAACAUUAGUAGUGGUGGGGGCCAGGGAAAUGGGACAGAUGGGACCGAGAUGACGAAGUUGUUGGUGCCCAUGCUGGACGGCCUCAUCCUGGUGACGGGCCUGGCGGGCCACUGCCUAGUCAUCUCCAUCCUGGCCGGCCGCAGGAGGCGAGGUGGAAAGCCUCCUCAUGGGACAGACACCCUGCUGCUGGCUCUGAGUGCUGCUGACCUGCUGCUGUUGCUCUGCCUACCCUUCCACACCGCGGCCAUCGCCCUGGGCUCCUGGCCCUUCGGCAGCUUCCUCUGCAAGGUCGUCAGCUUCCUGGGCGUGGCCUGUUCUUCCGCCUCAGUCUUCACGCUGGCUGCGCUCGCCGUGACCCGCUACCUGACUGUGGUCCACCCCGCCUGGUCCUUCCGCUCCCGCAUGCACAGCCGCCUCAAACUGACCGUGGCGCUCCUCUGGGUUCCCGCCGUAGCCCUGGCAGCUCCGCAGUUUGCUUUCCGCACGGUGGCGGUGUCCAGCGCGUUACACUGCUUCGCCUUCCUGGGCGGCCUCAGUCAGCUGGUGUACAGCACGGCGUUGUUCCUGUUUGCCUUUGCGAUACCAUUGGGCGUUAUUGUGAUGAUGUACGCCAAGAUCUACUGCUUCCUGCGCCAGAUGAGACUGUUGGGAUGUGCCUCCCAGCUGGAGCGCUACCAGAGCCAGGUGACCCACACGUCAGCGCUGCUGGUGCUGGUCUUCACCCUCUGCUGGCUGCCCUCCUACGGCCUCAUGUUCUCCCUCCUAGGGGUCAGAAUCUCUGGUGUCUCCAGCUACCGCUCCAUAGCAAUCUUCAUCCGCCUACUGGCGUCUUCAGCAGCGGUGGUUAACCCCGUCCUCUACGUGUUCAUGUCCAAUAAGUUCAGGAGGGAUCUGAUGGACUUGGGCCGGGAGAGAUGGGAGGGGUGCAGGGGGUGUAUGGCAGGGUGUACCGGGGUGUUCAGGGGCAGGGACAUGGUGCAGCCCUUCAACCCUGUGGAGCUGGAUACGCCACCCCUACCCCUACCCGGAUUCUAAGGGUUACUAUGAAAACUCAAUGGACAUUCUGUGGAUACUUAACGGAUAUUCUAUAGAGCUUUAAUGACCCUCUAUGGACCAGGUAUGUUCACUAUAAACGUUCUAUGGACCACUCUAUGGGCCUUCUAUAGACCACUCUAUGGGCCUUCUAUAGACCACUCUAUGGGCCUUCUAUAGACCACUCUAUGGGCCUUCUAUAGACCACUCUAUGGGCCUUCUAUAGACCACUCUAUGGGCCUUCUAUAGACCACUCUAUGGGCCUUCUAUAGACCACUCUAUGGGCCUUCUAUAGACUACUCUUAUAGACUACUCUUAUAGACUACUCUUAUAGACUACUCUUAUAGACUACUCUUAUAGACUACUCUUAUAGACUACUCUAUAGACUACUCUAUAGACUACUCUAUAGACCACUCUAUAGACCACUCUAUAGACUACUCUAUAGACUACUCUAUAGACCACUCUAUAGACCACUCUAUAGACCACUCUAUAGACCACUCUAUAGACCACUCUAUAGACCACUCUAUAGACCACUCUAUAGACCACUCUAUAGACCUAUGGACAGUGGGGGAACAUGUUUGACUUGAACAAGAUCGGUCUUACAACCUCACCUCAUUUCAAUAAACACAAUUAGCUCAGCUGAGGCCAUUAGCUUUUUCCCGUUUUUAAUAGCACAAGCUGAUUAAAAACCACACGUGUACGAGUGCGUGAAAGCCCAGCUAAAACGGACAAUUCUACACGAUACCCCAGCAUCCUCCAUUGAGAGGAUCCGCCAGAAUGUUUUUCCUCUUGCGGACAGUAGAACAUAACAGGGUCAACGUUCAUACUCACUCUCCACCACCGUCUUGAGGUCUGAUCCGUCAUCGUUGAUCUGCUGGAUGUUUCCAAAGUGUAUAUCACUGAAGAAGAUCCGAUUGGCUCCCCUCCCCCCUCCUCCGCGGUAGUCAAAGGUCAGAGCGAUGACGUUCUUCAUGUGUUCCGGGUCCUCGAAGGGCUUGAUGGGGGCGUUCAGGUUGGUCUCGUCUGAUAGGUGGAUGCUCUUCAGAAUGGUCCGCUCCGAGUAGAGCAGGUAGCUGUCGUAGUCGCGGCAACCGCGGCUGUCCUCGGCCAGCAUGCCGUGUGCGCAGGCGCACGUUCGCUCCCCGUUGCCACGGUAAAGGCAGAGCUGUUCGCAGCCGCCGUUGUUGUCUUUACAGACGUUGGUGCCUGAGGGAGAACACACGCACAUCAGUCUCACACAAUUUAACACAGCACACCUGGGUUAGAGAUAAUUCCGUUGCAGUCAAUCCAGGAAGGGAAUUAAAAUUCCUUGUUCCAAAUAACUGCCCCUAUUUAUUUACUUUUCAUUUGAAAUGUCAAUUAAACUCCUGCGUGGACCGAUUUAAAAUUAAUUGGAACCCAACCCUGCCACACAUGUGGGUUUCUCUUAGAGGUUAAAUGUCCUUACCUUGUUGCCGGUCCCUGUUGAAGACCUUGAUGUCCUUCAGUUGUACACCGAUGCCUGUCCUCAGAUACACAUAUUCUGUAGCGUUGUCUUUGUUGCCUCUCUUGAUGGAACCGUUGGCGUGAGUCCUGGUCCAACACGGCAAACAAAACACUAGUCAGUCACGUUCAAACAGGCUUGGAGGUAAAACAAACAAAUUGUAUUAAACGACACUCACGCGAUGGGAAUCUAAGUCUGGUAAAUGGCAGGACGGCAUAAAAUGUAGGAAAACUGUUCGUCUAUGGCCUUAUGCUCCUUAAAGGAGCCAAGCACAUUAGUCAAGUAAAUCAAGUAUACCAUAGCAGGGUAACAUAUUAAGGGUUAAACCAAGACCGAGGAGGUGACAGGGAUAGGACAGCAGGGAGCUCACCUGUCACUCCAGUAAAUGUAGCCCUCGAAGACGGACACAGCGAACAUGUCCAUGUUGUUGUUAACUAGCACCACCUCUCUGUUCUCUCCCGUCUCCAGGUUGAUGCGCUCGAUCCGGUCUGUCCGUGCGUCACACCAGUACAACAGCCCCUCCUACACACACAAUCAGACAAAUACUCAAACCGCUUUCUAAAAGAAAACAGGAGAGAGGAGAAAACGCUAGGUGUGAAUCUGAAAGAUGGAUGUGUGUGUGGACUGUACCUUGUAGUCGAUGGAGAUUCCGUUGGGCCACAUGAUGCUGGAGUUGACCAGGACUAAUCUCUGAGAGCCAUCCAGACGGGCCCUCUCUAUACGGGGGACCUGGCCCCACUCUGUCCAGAACAGAUACCUGCAGAAACACGCAGACACACACUCGUAUGAGGUUGAAGGCAAACAUGUACAGUUUCCCCGUCAUAUGACCAGUUACUGCUCGCAAUUAUUAAUCAAAGUGCAAACAUAACUGAUUGCUGGACCAAUAAUAACAACCUAUAAGUAACCAUGCUAAGACACACAGAGCACUACGGGCAGACACCCAAUCCCUAGUCCCAGCCCCAACUACAUACCCUCUCUCUGGGUGCACGGUGAUGGCGCGGGGCUUGUCCAAGCCCUGGGAGAUGACCACGUAGCAGAAGGAUCCAUUGAGUCUGGCCACCUCGAUGACGUCAAAGCCCUGGUCUGUCCAGUAGAUGUUACCUGACAGGGGACGGAUGGGAGGAGUCAGUGGGUGUGCGUGUAUGCGUCCCUGCGUGUGUAUGUGGUUACGGUUCUGGUUGUUCUCUGACCUGCGAUCCAGUCCACAGUGAUGCCCUCCACCCUGCCGAUGCCGUUGGUCACCACGUCUUCUCGCCACGUCUGGUCUCUCUUAGCUCGGCUGAUGGUGCUCAGUCCCAUGUCCACCCAGUAGAUAGUGUCAUUUUCUAACAAGACAGACGUGAGGACGGUUAGUAACCGGAUACAAUAAUCAUUACCGUUACCAAAAUAAAGUCCUACUAAAAUAGGUAGCCUAGCAGUUAAGAGCAUUGGGACCGUAACCAAAAGGUCGCCGGUUUGAAUCCCGGAGCUGAAUGUGUGUGGGGGGUGGGAUCUGCCGAUGUGCCCUUGAGCAAGGCAUGUAACCCUAAUUGCUCUGGAUAAUAUUUGCCAAUGUUGCUUGAACAUAAUAAAGUUACAUAGUAAUUACUUGGAAGACCGUAGGCAGGUACAACGUAGAAACAGUUUGGGGAAACAUCUUUGCAGGACGGUUGGUGUGACUACACAUUAACACUCAAGUGACUUGAUCCUCAAACCAAACUCCUGUUUCGGAAUUGGUAGGCCCACAGCAGUAUACUCACCGGCGUGGAAGUCGAUGCCCACAGCUAGCGAGGUGCCAGACACGGGCACCAGGGCAUCAGAUUUAUCAGACGGGUCCAGGGGGAUUCCUCUAAUUCCCUCAUGUACUGAGUAGAGCAGGAAGGAACCCAUACCUGGAGAGGGAGGACAGAAAGUUACUAAGGCUACUGUUACAGUAAGAUGUCUCUGUAUAUUCUACCCAGCAAGGCUAUAUAGAGGAUGAGGUGCUUCUAUAUCCACGAGUGUCCAAGCGCCUGUGACCUUUUGAAUGUUUGAAUCCCUUUGCGACGUAACGUGAUUUGUGGAUUUGAAUAAAGUGUUUAAAAAUGUGUGUGUGACGGUCUCUUACCCUCGCAGGACUGCUGUCCACUCUUAAGGCUGUAGCCUGCAGUAC